ACAUGGUUGAGAGUGUGUGUUGUGGUCAGUGGGAGACCCCGAGUCCUGGACCCUGAGUCCUGGACCCUGAGUCCUGGACCCCGAGUCUGGACCCCGAGUCUGGACCCCGAGUCUGGACCCCGAAUCUGGACCCAGGAGACCGGAUCUGUCGUGUGGAGCCGGUUCCACUUCAAGGGCGUCAGCUGUCAGCCUCAUGGAGACGGAGACGAGGGGGCUUCACCGCAGGGGACGCUGAGCACGGCCUGAGCCCGGAGCGCCAUGGGGGACUGGAACCUGCUGGGGAAGCUUCUGGAGAAGGCCCAGGAGCACUCCACCGUGGUGGGCAAGGUGUGGCUCACCGUGCUCUUCAUCUUCCGCAUCCUGGUCCUGAGCGCCGCCACGGAGAAGGUGUGGAGCGACGAGCUGUCGGGCUUCACCUGCGACACCAAGCAGCCCGGCUGCGAGAACGUGUGCUACGACGUCACCUUCCCCAUCUCGCACGUCCGCUUCUGGGUGCUGCAGAUCAUCUUCGUGUCCACGCCCACGCUCAUCUACCUGGGCCACAUCGUGCACCUGGUGCGCAUGGAGGACAAGCACAAGGAGAAGGCCCGGCUGAGGCAGCUGGACCCCCAGGCGGAGCGGCCGCCGGCGGGCGCCAAGCAGCAGAAGCUCCCGGUGCGGGACGAGCGGGGCCGGGUCCGCCUGCAGGGGGCGCUGCUGCGCACCUACGUGUUCAACGUGGUCUUCAAGACGCUGUUGGAGGUGGGCUUCCUCGUGGCGCAGUACCUGCUGUACGGCUUCCAGCUGCAGCCCAUGUACACGUGCGACCGGCCGCCGUGCCCCAACCGGGUCAACUGCUACAUCUCGCGGCCGACGGAGAAGACGGUGUUCAUCGUGUUCAUGCUGGGCGUGGCCAGCGUGUCGCUGCUGCUCAACCUGGUGGAGCUCUACCACCUGGGCUUCACCAAGUGCCGCCAGGGCAUCACCUUCCGGAGGCGCCGCCGCCGCCGCCGCCCGGCCGGCCCCCUCGCCGCCGAGCCCAAGGAGGCCGCGGCGCCGUACGCGCCCGGCUACGACGACUACGUCCACCGGGUCACGCCGGCCUACGAGCCGUCCCCGCUGGCCGAGGCCGACUCGCCGCUGCACGGCAAGGCGGCCUUCAAGCAGAACAGGGACAACAUGGCGGAGGAAUGCCACCUCAAAGGGAAGAAGGGGGCGGGGUCGGCCCCCGGGUCGCCGACGCAGGCCCGGCCCGGACGCAGCAACAACAAGACCAGAAUAGACGAUCUGCAGAUAUAAAGAUGUUCCUCCGAGGAGCCGUCCCCCCUCCUGAAGGCGGCUCAGGGUGUGGAGGGUCAAAGGUCACAGCUCGAAUAGACCGUCAGGAUCUACUGC
Molecule: messenger RNA, 1374 nt
Organism: Pseudoliparis swirei
Lineage: Eukaryota; Metazoa; Chordata; Actinopteri; Perciformes; Liparidae
Product: gap junction alpha-3 protein-like
Exons: 2
Coding region: 259-1278 (339 amino acids)
Biological process (GO): cell communication
Cellular component (GO): connexin complex
Source: RefSeq, a predicted model, not a curated record